This is a messenger RNA of Exophiala oligosperma, 1098 nucleotides long. Its product is annotated as V-type proton ATPase subunit D. Gene Ontology annotation, molecular function: proton-transporting ATPase activity, rotational mechanism. Gene Ontology annotation, cellular component: vacuolar proton-transporting V-type ATPase complex; proton-transporting V-type ATPase, V0 domain; fungal-type vacuole membrane. The record is from RefSeq and is a predicted model, not a curated record. Bases 1 to 1098 code for a protein of 365 amino acids. The transcript has 4 exons. Gene Ontology annotation, biological process: vacuolar transport; proton transmembrane transport; vacuolar acidification. NCBI's taxonomy places the organism in Eukaryota, Fungi, Ascomycota, Eurotiomycetes, Chaetothyriales, Herpotrichiellaceae.
AUGGAGGGGUUAUUGUUCAAUGUCAAUGGUGGUUAUCUCGAAGGAGUCGUGCGUGGAUAUCGAAAUACCUUACUUACAAGCACAAACUACGGCAAUCUCACGCAAUGCGAUACUAUCGACGAUGUCAAGACACAACUAGGCCCAGCCUAUGGCGAAACACUCUCAUCCUUACCUCCGAACCCUUCUACAUCUGCCCUCGCAACCAAGACAACGGAGAAACUUGUCGCAGACUUUAGAUACCUACAAGGCCAAGCGACGGGGUCAUUAUCGAAAUUCAUGGAAUACCUCACAUACUCCUACAUGAUCGACAAUGUAGCGCUCCUCAUCACCGGCACACUUCACGAAAGAGACACAAAGGAACUCCUCGAGAGAUGUCAUCCGCUGGGUUGGUUCGAGACGAUGCCGGUCCUUUGCGUGGCGACAAAUAUUGAAGAAUUGUACAACUCUGUUCUCAUCGAGACCCCAUUGGCUCCAUACUUCAAAGGGAGCCUCAGCCACCAAGACUUGGAUGAGCUCAACAUUGAAAUCGUCAGGAACACCCUCUAUAAGAACUACCUAGAAGAUUUCUACAACUUCGUCAAUAAUGACCCUGAGAUGGCCCUCACACCCACUGGCGAGAUCAUGUCUGAAAUCCUAGAGUUCGAGGCAGACCGACGGGCCAUCAACAUCACUAUCAACUCCUUUGGCACAGAGCUGACCAAGGAUCAACGCAAAAAACUCUAUCCUGAGUUCGGCAAGUUAUAUCCUGAGGGUAUGUUGAUGCUCUCCAGAGCCGAUGACCUAGAGGGUGUUGGUCUUGCUGUGAGUGGAGUGGGCGAUUACAAGAGGUUCUUUGACGAAGUUGGCUUCAACCAAGGUGGUACUGGUGGUGGCAAUAUGUCAGGAGGCAUGGGAGGUGACUCGAAAUCUCUAGAAGAUAUGUUCUACCAAAAGGAGAUGGAACUAUCAAAGAUGGUUUUCACGAGACAAUUUACUCAUGCAGUCAUAUAUGCGUGGGUCAAGCUGAGAGAACAGGAAAUCCGCAACAUCACCUGGAUCGCUGAAUGCAUCGCACAGAAUCAAAAAGAGCGUAUAGGCAACUAUAUCAGUGUGUUCUGA